AUGGCCCUCCAACCGGGUGGUCCAUACGCGCAUGUCGGCGGUGCUGCUCCCGUCGACGCACAUCUUCAGCGCCAGCGCCUGUUGGCCCAGCUGAAUGAAUCAACCUGGCAGCGGAUCGGCACCCUGAACGAAUUGAUGAACCAGCUCGAUGAUGCCCUGUUCGCCUACGAACAAGCACUGCGGCACAACAUGUACUCCACCCAGACGCUGAAUGCCAUCUCUUGUAUAUUGCGCACAAAGGAAAAGUAUCCCGAGGCCAUGGAGUAUCUCAAGAACAUCAUCAAGAUGGAGCCAGCGAACGGAGAGGCAUGGGGCAACCUUGGCCACUGCCAUCUGAUGAUGGACAAUUUGCAAGACGCAUACACUGCUUAUCAACAGGCUCUUUACUAUCUGCCAGAUCCAAAGGAACCCAAACUCUGGUACGGUAUAGGUAUAUUGUACGACAGAUACGGCUCUCUGGAACACGCCGAGGAAGCCUUCUCGCAAGUUAUGCGCAUGGAGCCUGGCUUCGAGAAGGCCAACGAGAUCUACUUCAGGCUAGGUAUUAUCUACAAGCAGCAGAGCAAGUUCCAGCAGAGUCUCGAAUGCUUCAAGUACAUCGUGUCGGACCCACCUCGGCCCCUUAACGAGGAAGACAUCUGGUUCCAGAUCGGUCAUGUUCAUGAGCAGCAGAAAGACUUCGAAAGCGCUAAAGCUGCGUAUCGUCGUGUCCUAGAUCGCGACCCUAAGCAUGCCAAGGUCCUUCAGCAGCUUGGUUGGCUUCACCAUCAGCAGAGCAACUCCUAUGCCAGCCAAGAGCAAGCCAUUGAAUACCUAGAAAAGUCCGUCGGGUCGGAUAACCAAGAUGCUCAAAGCUGGUAUCUGCUGGGCCGCUGCUACAUGGCUCAGCAGAAGUUCCCUAAGGCGUACGAAGCCUACCAACAAGCGGUGUAUCGUGAUGGUCGCAACCCUACUUUCUGGUGCUCUAUCGGUGUGCUAUAUUAUCAGAUCAAUCAGUAUCGCGAUGCACUGGACGCGUAUUCCCGCGCCAUUCGUCUUAACCCUUACAUCUCCGAGGUUUGGUACGAUCUCGGUACUCUGUACGAAAGCUGCAAUAAUCAAACCGCCGACGCUCUUGACGCGUACGCUCGAGCUGCAGAACUAGACCCAGGCAAUGCCCACAUCAAGGCUCGUCUCCAGCUUCUGAGGAGUGGUGGCGGAGCUGCCGGCAACCAGCAUAAUGCGCCCGCUCCCCAGGAUGUUCAUCCCCAAGCUUAUCAAACCGGCGUCGGCGUUCCACCAAAUCCGGGUUGGGGCGGACCCAGUGGUCAGAGCCAACAUCAGCCUCCGCCCCCAGUGGACGCCGCUCGAGUCAGUGAGUGGACUCGAGGCAUACCUCAAGUCAACCAGCCCAAUGGUCCAGCGAGCCAGCAGAAUGGCUUUGAGAACCGUGAGGGCAUGCGUGCUCCGCCAAUGCGCGCUCCAUCUCCGAGACAAGAGCCACCUCGUGGCUUCCCGGAGCCUUCUCGACACACUCCAGGCCCUGGGCCUGUUCGCAAACAGUCACCGUCACCGAAGAUGCAGUCCGCUGGACCUUCGGGUUUCCCAGGCUCGCAAACCUUGCCCCAACUCAAUUUGCAAGAUCGGGCACCAGCAUUCAACAACGUUCGGCCGUCCCCAACACUGAAUGGCGGACCGGGACCUCAUGCUAACAGCGCGUCUGCUUCCAACACACUGCCCCCAUACGGUCGUCCCUUCAGCCCACCCAGCGAAAUUCGGCCAAUUCGCGAUGACCGUGUAAACUCUCCACCAACUGGCGGCUUCCAACAAUCUCAGUAUCCUGGUGGUCAGUCGUUCCCCAGCAUUGCGAAUAGCGUCAGCUCGGCUCCACAGCCUCUUCCGCAGACUGCUGAGACCCCUCGUGAAGAGAACAGGCCACCUUCAGCCAUGAAGCGAGCUCGAGAGUGGGAAGCUGAUGUUGGGCCAUCGAAGAAAAUUGCAAAUGAGGAAAGCCGGGCUCGCCUAGACGAGCCACCUCACCAUGGCAGUCCGCCCAAUCGCAAUCCUACCCCUGGCAGCCACUUCCGUCGCAGCUCAUCUGAGGCGCGACGGGAAAACGAGCGUAGGGCGAACGAGAAUUACCAUCCGUCCGAAGCGGCACAUCACCCGUACAGCUUGGCUCCCCAGGUGCCACCCAUUCAGCCCUCGGCCGAAGCCCCUCAAGAGGAGCUCAAGGAGAACGUUGAGCCUGCGGCACGAAAAAUGGACGUCGAUGAAGACUACGAUAACAACAGCGAAGAUGAUAAGAGGGGAGGCAGCGGGACUGCUCCGGGCACCGCUACGAAAAAUAGCCCUGUCCAGGGCGCACCGUCUAACGGCGUGCCUAAGCAAGAGGUGACUGCCUAA
Messenger RNA from Cyphellophora europaea CBS 101466, 2385 nucleotides. RefSeq lists its product as uncharacterized. The transcript is spliced from 7 exons. Lineage: Eukaryota; Fungi; Ascomycota; Eurotiomycetes; Chaetothyriales; Cyphellophoraceae. The coding region runs from base 1 to 2385 and encodes 794 amino acids. Gene Ontology annotation, molecular function: chromatin DNA binding; protein binding; RNA polymerase II cis-regulatory region sequence-specific DNA binding. Gene Ontology annotation, biological process: regulation of gene expression. The record is from RefSeq and is a predicted model, not a curated record.